GCGGCGGUGAAUUGGGUCAGCUGAGCGCGGUGGGCGGCGACCUGCGCCCGCGCCGCCCGACUCUACUGCACUCGUCAUUACAAGCUUUAUGACUAAAAUUACCGAAUUAUGAACCAACGACUGUUCAAUAAUCGCUAGCAACAGUACAAGAGACUGGAUGUCGAUCCAGAAUAACUUGCGAAAGCUUUAGCAGCACUCGAGGUUUCAGCUCGCACUUUUGAAACUGCUCUGAAAAAUAAAACAUAGCGCACGUUUAUCUACGAAAAAAUAAUACUGCUUAUUAAAUUUUUCAGUCAAAAUAUUUAUUUUUUAAUACAGAAAAUCUCCAUUUAUCAUUUCAUAUUCUCCGGCUCACCGUAGAAUAUUUACCCACAUAAAUAUAUACAUUAGACAGGGAAAUAUACGAGUCAAAGCUCAAAACAGUCUUUUCCCACGAUUAAAAGAAUAUUUAUGUUGUAUUCUAUCGAAAUCCGUAGAUUGUACAGCGAAUAGUUUGGCUUUUGAAAUGUUGCCAAUAACAGCACUCCAUAACAUCUUCUGAUAAAAAAAAACAGCGUAUUCCUUAACUCAUGCCGUUCAAUAUUUACUUAAUUAUAAAAUUCUCGUGAAAAUUUCUCUAUUUCGUAGCAUUAAGUAAUUUAUGGACGUAUAACCAAGCAGCGCUGCCGCUGGACGGCCGUGAAGCAAUUAAAUAAUGUUAUUCAAAUAAACCGCUUAAUUGAUAUAAUUCCAGGAUUUACGAGCGCGAGUCGAAAUAAAACUGUGCUCCGUGCGGCGACUGGACGCAAGCUAUAAGUGACAGCGACAAAAUACUUCGCCGCGACAAACAUUUCAGCUCUGAAUUGUAGAGCUGACGCAUUUUGACGUAAUCAUGAAAAAAGUAAGAAAAUGAGACUGUUUUGUGUAGAGACAGACAUAAUUAACGUUUUCCUUGUGCGUGAUUUCUUGAAAUAGUACGUGCUGCGGCGGUCGUGCGGUAUUCUGGGUGAUAAUUAAAUGCGUUCCGGACAUUUCCUCAUAUUGCCAAAAUUCCUUUUCUUUCUGUGUUCAUGUCUUUGAUAGAUGAAGAUGAAGUUAUCAACACUUAGGGCUAUUUUAAAUUAUCCGUUAUUGUGACGUUCGAAUAGUUUCAUCAAGUCGAGUAAACUGUCAAUUCGAUUGAUGACUAUAAAUUAGAAAAUAAUUCGAGAGAGGUGAGCUGCACGAGGGCGCGUUGGAUCUGAAAGUCGUUAAUUUUAAACGUUUUUAACGUUCGUUCGUUAAAGUGAAAAUAUUUGACGUGUGCUAAUUACCUCAUUUAACUUUUAAAAUUUAGCCUAAGAAUUCAAGAUUACUUUUCCUUAAACAGAAUCUAGAAUACAUUAAACGUGGGUAUUUGUAAAUAUUUUUUCAGGCUAGAAUUGAUACUUUUUAGCAACGGUUUCGGUGAUUCCUGUAUGAGAAUACCAUAUAAGGCAGGCUAGUGACGACAGGCGGCAGGUAAUGCAUCCCCGAUUAGUGAGCGAUUAUAACGCAACGGAAGCGGCUGAAAUUAGCUGCGCGCGCAUCGGGCGGACGGGGCCGGUGCCAGGCGGGCCGCGCCGAAACUAAAUACCCAAAAGCGUUUGUGAUCGCGCGAGCGGCUGCCAAAUAUGGCACGAAUCUCGGGUUUCGCGAAGCGCGCGCGCCGCGGCGCUGGCACAACACCAGCCACUGCAAAAACGUUCUCUGUUCCCGUCUAAAAACACGUAAAAAACGUUUUUAUUUCUGUAGCGAGCGGCCUCUAAAUUUAGGCCGUAUGGAAACCGAAAGUAAUACGAGCGAUUUUGGUUGGGGCCGCGUUGUCUGUAUUUAGAUUAGAGCGGCGCGGGCGCAGUGGCGGCGCAGUGCGCGCCUCGCGAGUCGGGAGUAGCGCCGCGCGACCUCCGCACCGCGCCACCACGCGCACCACGCGCCCCACGCGCACCACAUGCAGCGCCGCGCGAUAACAGUUUAUCAAUGAAAAGUUUCGUGAUAUAAGUGUUACUAUACCAGGAUUUGGAUGUCACAAAUGUUGCCCGAGGGCGGAGUGAUGCGGCGCGUGGCGUGCGGCGACGUGUGUCCCGCGCCGCCCGCGCAGCCUCCCGCGCCGCUCGCGGUGCAAAGGAUAUCAGAAAACAAAGAGUUGCUGCGUCAGCAGUUAUUGUCUGCGAGUAAGGAGCGCCUUGAAAAACAAGAAUCGCCAAAACCAAAGCACGCUCGAAACCGGCAGAAGAACAGAUGGAAGCUCAAGUUCCACCACCAGGCGCUGCCGCAGGAAUACCUCGACCACUACGAGCAGAGCCUGCAGAAGGCCAACGCCGCUAAGCAAGCGCAGCAAAAACAGAAGCCCCCGGAGAAACCCAAACAAGAACCAAAUUUUGACAUCAAUAACUUCACAAACGAAACUUUCAAAAUCUGGGCGCAAAGACUCGCGGGCAUUCAGAAUGAGACGGGAACGUUGACUGUUCCUCAAGUCUCCUCCAUGCUCAAUAUGGCAGCUAAGCCUGCCAAUAAGGAAGAAAAGAAGAAGAAGAACCCCGCUAUAGCUCCCAGCAAGAUUGUUACGUAUGAUGACUUGCCUUAUAUGGGGGAAAUGACCCUAAAUAACUCAAAGCCCAGAAGAGGACGCAAGCCGAAAAAGGCCGACAUCUGCCACCUCAUAUACGAGAACUACGGUACGGUGGUGCCCGGGCAGCCGCCGCCCUCACAGGACAGAUUGAAUCAGCUCAACAUGGGCUCAAAUUUCCGGGGUGGCGACCACCCUCCGAUGAGUAGUCCUAAAACAGAUUUGCAAAAUAAAAUUAUAUCAAGCUUAUUAGAACGGAAAUUGUCGCAAGAGAAUAAAAAACGACUGGAAUCUCUAACCCCUCCAAAGUUUUCGAGUCCGGACGAACCGAUGCCCGAGGCGCCGGUCACCAUCGCUGGGCCCCUGCACAGCGACGAUGAACCUCUUAACCUCUGCAUCAGAGACCUCCACGACUUGAAGAUACAGAUACAGAAGAAAUUUGGAAACAUUUAUUCUUCCUUACCCGAAGUAAAGACUGAAGUAGAAACUGAUACCUCAGAGCAGGAAGCGGCCAAAGCCGAGCAGCCUCCCAACGCCAUCUCAGUGAUCCAGCGGAACACGAACCUGUCCCCGGCCACCGCCAGCAGCUCGCCCGAGCCGGCCCGCGCGCGGCCGCCCUCCCCCGCGCUGUCGGAGCCCGCUACCCCUGCUGCCGACAAGCUGCCCGGCUACGUGUACUGGCCCAACGCCGGCAUCUACAUGCACCCGCUCGCCCUGCAGACGCAGCUGCUCUACUACCAGAGGCUGGCCGCCGCGGGGCAGCUGCCCUUCUCGCCGGACGGAGAGAACCGGGGACCCUCAACACCAAAUAGUGUCAGUGAAGUGUCAGAAAACUCUUCCACUGUAGACGAUAAUAAAAAUAAAUUAGUGCUUAAGCAAAUUUCAGAACUAUUAGACCCUAAAGUAAUUAAACAAGUAGAAGAAGCGAAGCGGAGCCCGGAUCAAACUAAAAUGAAGCGCGCGUCUCCCAACCCCGUGCAGGGUCCGGUCAAAAGGAAACGCUCGGCCAUAUUUAUCCCGCCGAUGCCUACCAAGACUAACUCCACUACACCCACUACUGAAGUCAGCAUUUGUAAAUUUAAGUUCACGGGUGGUUCCAAACCGUCACUACAAGAGAAGAAGAUGCUUUCAGUUGAUUCAGGAGGCAACUUUAGGUACUACAGCGGUACGGGAAAUAAAGGUAAUAAAGGAUACGAAUACUUGCAGAGGGACUCAAAUCAAGGUAGAAACAUAGAAGCAGCAGGAGAAUCGUCAGCGGCUCAGCCAAAACUAGAAAGCCAAAGCCCGGCGCAAAGCAAAGAGGAUUUGAGUAAAAAGAAAAGGAAAUCUCGGAAAAGUCUCCAGCGGGAGAAGCUAGAACAAACUUUUAAAGAAAAGGGGUUUCUAAUUCAAACGCAGCAGCUACAGUCCGCAGAGGGCGCCACUUACUGCAAGUUUAGGCAGCUCCGGAAGUUUACUAGGUAUCUGUUCAGGAGCUGGAAAGAUUACCUUCCUGGGGAGCUGGAGGAGAACCAGAACGCGGAAGCGAGUGAGAAGCAACCCUCACCCGCGAGCACCGACACCGCGGCGGCGGGGGAGUGGGGCUGACCGCUACGGAACACAUUUGGCCAAAGAUAUAAUUCGUAAGUUGCCCUCCGGCCCGUGUCGACAGCCGCGGAUGGUGUUCAACACGUAAUAAGGCUGACGUUCAGUCACAAAGAUCACGUGGAAUCCUGGGAUUGUAAAUAGUGUAAUGGAGUGAUACGAAGUGUUGGAGAUAAUUAACAAACAUGGCCGCGCCGCGGUCUAUAAUGCAUUUAAUAAUUGUGUUUAGUGAGAUUUUAAAAACUAUUAAUUUGUGUUGUUUUGUUCUCAAUCGCCACUCCGUCCAUAUUAAAAGGUUAUUGUAUUAACUGUACUCUUGCUUCCACCUAAAUUAUUGUUGUUAACUUUUUUGGAAAUGUUUAUUCAACGAAAUUCUAAUUCUUUAUGGAAAGGUUUUUCUGGCUUUAAAUGUCACGAUGUAUGGUAUUGUUAUAUUGUGCUAGUGUGAGUGUAAAAACUGUGCUGUUUAAUGAAGCUAUGCUUUUGUAAUAAAGCCCUCAAAGUGAAUUAAUUAUACAACAUUUCAGUCAGAUUUUAGAAAUCGCCGUUGUGACAGGUUGUGUUGCGAUAAAUGUUGUUAUUUAAAUCUAUAAUUAUACGAUUACUAACAUAACUAGUCACGUGACACCUCUAACGUAGUUAUAAUUUUUAAGGACAAAUCGGCAAUCUGUAAAUAUAUGCGAUCAAGAGGCAUUCUAGUCAUUAAUGUUAAGUUUUAUACAUCGUUGUUAUUAACUGCUGCUGUAAACAAGUUUAAUAUAAUUUUAUUUAAAAUGUUUUUGUAAUUUUAUAAAAAAAAUACAAAUUAUGUAUACAAUAAACUUUAUUGCAAAGAAAAACACUUGAUUCCAUGACAAAAAUAUAAAAGGAAAUGGAAACAGGAAUGUAAUACACCAAUUAAAACAUUUAACAAAAUCUA
Molecule: messenger RNA, 5069 nt
Organism: Trichoplusia ni (cabbage looper)
Lineage: Eukaryota; Metazoa; Arthropoda; Insecta; Lepidoptera; Noctuidae
Exons: 3
Coding region: 2021-4153 (710 amino acids)
Source: RefSeq, a predicted model, not a curated record